Messenger RNA from Paramecium sonneborni, 963 nucleotides. The record is from the annotation of a GenBank genome assembly. NCBI's taxonomy places the organism in Eukaryota, Ciliophora, Oligohymenophorea, Peniculida, Parameciidae.
AUGAAAAUUCAACUCCGAUUAGAUUAAAAUGGACAGGAAGAAAUAACACUUGCUGUGGUGAUAAAAUAUUUUAUACAAACUAAAGUGCUAAAUUUAUUAUAGUUCUAACUUUAUUGUUUAUUUAAGCAAUUCUAUAUUAGCUUAUAUAUGUAAGAUGAAAACAUAUUCUUAGAUGAAAAUAUAAUAUUAUGAAUUAAUUCUAUCAGUAUUAUCUAUCUAUUUAUUGAUUGCUACUUAUUGCACAGAUCCUGGAAUUAUGCCUAAGAUUGUAAUAUGCUAAUAAAUAUGUAGAUAGUUUUAUAAACAUGAAGAUGAUAUAGAAAAGCUAUAAAUACCAUAAUCAACUAAGAAAAAAUAGAUUUAACAUGUUAUUGUCAGAUUAGAAUCUCAUACAAUAAGAUUAAAAUAUUGUCCAACUUGCAAAAUAUACAGACCUUCUAGAUUAUCUCAUUGUGGAUUUUGUAAUAAUUGUGUGUUAAGAUUUGAUCAUCAUUGCAAUUGGAUUGGUACAUGUAUAGGAAGGAGAAAUAUAAGAUCUUUUUAUUUUUUUUUGCUCACCCUUAAUACUCAAUUUAUUUUAGAAAUAGUUAAGCUCUCGAUUAUUUAAUCCUCUAUCUGUAUAUAUUGUAUAGUUAUGAUUGUUGCUUUAGGUUUGAUAACAAUUCUUAUAUUUGGUUUAUUUUGUUAUCAUACAUUUCUAAUUUGUAACAACUAAACUACAAAUGAACAUUUAAAACAUACUUGGACUUUAGAUAGUGGGAAUCCAUAUGAUAAGUAAACAAAAUUUAUAGAUAUUUUAGGGGUUCAAUCUCAAAAAAUAUUUGUAAUAUAUUAUUUAGUCAUGUACCAAAACAAAUGGUUUAUUUAAAUAAGAGAUUAUUUUCUUAGCCAAUCCUUAAAACAAAAGAAGAUAAAUAAUUCUAAUAAGUUGAAAUGUCCAAAAUUAACUCAUAGAUUAAUUGA